CCCGGCUCCCAGGGCCCGUCGGUCCCGGGGGAGACCCGGAGGCGCAGCCCCACCCCGGCCGGCGCGACUCGCUCCCACGCCCCCGCUGCCGCCUAGCCUUAGCGGACAGACUGAGUCGGCGGGGGCGCCGGGCGCUGCAGGAGCUGAUAUGGACCCAAAUCCUCGGGCAGCCCUGGAGCGCCAGCAGCUCCGCCUUCGGGAGCGGCAGAAAUUCUUUGAGGACAUUUUACAGCCAGAGACGGAGUUUGUCUUCCCUCUGUCCCACUUGCACCUCGAGUCACAGAGACCCCCCAUAGGUAGUAUCUCAUCUAUGGAAGUGAACGUGGAUACACUAGAGCAAGUAGAACUUAUUGACCUUGGGGAUCAGGAUGGAGCAGACGUGUUCUUGCCUUGUGAAGAUCCUCCGCCAACUCCCCAGACGUCUGGGGUGGAUGACCAUCCAGAGGAGCUGAGCCUGCCAGUGCCCAUGUCAGACAGGACCACAUCCAGGAGCUCGUCGUCAUCCUCUGACUCUUCCACCAACCUGCACAGCCCAAACCCAAGUGACGGUGGAGCAGACACGCCCUUGGCACAGUCUGAUGAAGAGGAGGAUGGGGGUGAUGCAGGAGCAGAGCCUGGAGCCUGCAGCUAGCAGUGGGCUCCUCCCUACAGACUGACCAGACAGGCUAUUCGUCACAUGAGGCCAUAGGCCCAACCAAAGCCCAUCGUCAGAAGACCAGACUCUACUUACAGUAGGCGCCAGAGGCAGGGAAGGAUGGCGGAUCGUGUCUCUCUCUGAGAAGUAACCCUCUCCUGCUUUACUGCUAACCUUUUCCUGCUGCAACCCUUGCGCUAGUUUUUGACUUACUCCUGAGGUAGGACUUGCAAGUAAGGAGAUGGAAGAUGAGGUAGGACAAGAUGCUGCUGCUUAUCUAAGCACUCCUCCCUCCCCCAAGCUAUCCUGUAGUCUUCUAAUAGUCUCGUAAACCAGUGUCUCUAAGUGGACGUGAACUCCUUCAGAUGUCCAGUGAGGUGAUACUCCAGCCAUCCUGCCUCCGUUACAACAUUUUUGGAACAGAGCACGGUAUGAAUAAUAAAUAAUAAUAUACCAA
This is a messenger RNA of Otolemur garnettii (small-eared galago), 1091 nucleotides long. RefSeq names its product dysbindin domain containing 2 (gene DBNDD2). The coding region runs from base 149 to 631 and encodes 160 amino acids. The transcript has 4 exons. Gene Ontology annotation, biological process: negative regulation of protein kinase activity. The record is from RefSeq and is a predicted model, not a curated record. NCBI's taxonomy places the organism in Eukaryota, Metazoa, Chordata, Mammalia, Primates, Galagidae. Gene Ontology annotation, cellular component: cytoplasm.